Messenger RNA from Synchytrium microbalum, 576 nucleotides. RefSeq lists its product as uncharacterized. Gene Ontology annotation, biological process: 'de novo' IMP biosynthetic process. NCBI's taxonomy places the organism in Eukaryota, Fungi, Chytridiomycota, Chytridiomycetes, Synchytriales, Synchytriaceae. The transcript has a single exon. Gene Ontology annotation, molecular function: phosphoribosylglycinamide formyltransferase activity. The coding region runs from base 1 to 576 and encodes 191 amino acids. The record is from RefSeq and is a predicted model, not a curated record. Gene Ontology annotation, cellular component: cytoplasm.
AUGGCAAAGACAGUCGUAGUGCUAAUAUCUGGUAGUGGAAGCAAUUUACAAGCCCUUAUCGACGCAUCAAUCCCUAUCGCCCUGGUAGUAUCAAAUAAAAAGGAUGCCUUUGGCCUAACUCGAGCUGCCAAUGCCAAAAUCCCAACUCUAGUCUUCACUCUCAAGCCAUAUCGAGAUGCUGGCAAAUCUCGUCCUGAAUAUGACGCAGACCUAGCUGCCGAAAUCAAAAAACUCGUGCCUGCACCAGACGUGGUUGUAUUAGCUGGCUUUAUGCACAUCUUGUCUGAAGCAUUCCUGAAUGCUUUUGCUACCGUCAUCAAUCUACAUCCUGCAUUGCCCGGACAGUUUGAUGGCGCGAAUGCUAUACAGAGAGCGUUUGAUGCCUUCAAACUAGGUGAAAUCAAACACUCGGGUGUCAUGGUGCACCGUGUCAUCCCUGAAGUCGACAGAGGGGCUCCGCUACUUACGAGAGAAGUACCUAUAUUAGAUACAGAUACGCUAGAGUCGUUUGAAACACGUAUGCACCAGGUUGAACAUGAACUCAUUGUCGAAGCUACCAAAACAUUGGUGUUAUGA